AUGGCAGCUCUGCAAUCAGUUGAUCUGGCUGUCUGUCCUUGUGCACCUGCAGCCCUCCAACUCCUUUGGAUGGGCUACUUCCCCUGUGCCCCACUGGGGCCAACACUUGCUGUUAGCCUACAGCUUCUCAGCUUUGUCCAACAACUCUUCAUGUGCAUACCUCCAAACACUUCAGCAUGGUGUGAGUCCCUUGAGGCAUACCUUGCAGCUAUGGGUUAUGAGGUGGACACAAAGUCAUGGGUCAUUGCUGAUGAUACUUGCAGGAGGAGCUGGCAGAGCAAUAAUAGUGAACAUGGCUUUUCUGAUGUUGAUGCAAUUGUUUGCAUUGAUGCUUGUUUUACUCAGAAGUGCAGAAGUGGGCAUCCAGAUGAUCCAGUAAACCCUACAGCUACAGUCUUUCUUUCACAAGAAGAUAUUUGUGCUAUGGAGCAUGAGGUUAAUGAGUUGCAAAAGUCAAAGUCUUCAACCCAAAGGAGGAGUGGACAGCCUUUGAAAAAGAAUUAUCUUGGUGAUGGGGAGGAUGAGUUUGAAGAGGGAAUGAGGAUAACAAUGUCAGUGCUGAAGGGUUGUAAUGAGUCCUUUACUGCAGCUGAUGAGAGGCACCAGAAAUAUUUCAUGCCUUUGGUCAUCAACGGGCAUGUCAGCUUAUCUAUCACCCCUGAAAAUGUGAAGGAUUUGGGCUAUCUGAUGGAGAGGGAUUAUCAUCAAUGCCUCUUUGUUAUUGACUUCCAGAGUCUCACUGGUUUGGGCCAGUGGCUUUUGUGUCACUGGAAUCAUUGCCAAGAAAAGACAGCUACUGCAAACAGAGGCCUAAGGAGAUGUGGAGUUGAUAUCCCAACUCUUCAAGCUGAAUGGGUUGCUCAAGUCUCUGCACAGAAAAAGCCAGCUCCUUGUCACAGCUCUAAAGCUGCUGAGAAUAUGAUAUUGCAAAUCAUGGCAACUCAGAAAUCAUUGGGAAAUUAUGAGGCCAAGGCGGAAAGUGUCAUCAAAAGGCCUCAUACACAAGGGAAAAGCUCCUCAGGGGUCAAUAGCCCCACUCCUGAUCCCAAGGGACUCUUUGUUCAACUGGAUGUGGAUGAUGAUAUUUGGCAGGAUAUUGGCCUUGGGGAUGAUUCAGAUGGGUUACUACCCCCAUGGUUAGCUGAUGAAAAAGUGCACUCAAGGAUCAGAUCACUCCUUGAGCUGAGGCAUUGUGAAGAAGAGGAAAGGCACCUGUUGCAGGAAAGAAGAGCUUUGACAGAGUGGUUUUCUGAAGAGUGGGGUCAUGUGCAGAAAACCAGACAGAGUGCUGAUGUUGAUCUUGCAUAUGAACUUGACUGCAGAGCAUUGAGACUAGCAGAGGCAACUAGAGGCUAUCCUGGAACACCUAAUGAGAACUGGGGUGCAAGUGAUGAAGAACUGCACAGCAUGGUGCAGGGUGGUCAUGUUAUAUAUAUUGAUGGUGAUAAUGAGGAGAGGUUUGAUGGAUUGGAGUCAGAGGGUGAAGAGGAUGAGGAUGAAGUGAUGGAUGAUUAA
Messenger RNA from Pisolithus orientalis, 1515 nucleotides. RefSeq lists its product as uncharacterized. NCBI's taxonomy places the organism in Eukaryota, Fungi, Basidiomycota, Agaricomycetes, Boletales, Pisolithaceae. The record is from RefSeq and is a predicted model, not a curated record. The coding region runs from base 1 to 1515 and encodes 504 amino acids. The transcript has 12 exons.